AUGGCCGACGAGAACACCACCGAGAAGAGACUUCAGGGUAGCCCCCAACAUACUCCAGCAAAGAAGAGCUUGAGCUUCUUGCUACUUGCCUUAUCACCUGUAGCUGUGGCGCUCGCCGCAAUUUGUGUUAGGUCUCGCUCUUUGGAGGCAAACCCAGUCUUGUCGACUGGAAUCCAGACAAUCGAUACAAACUACACGGCCGAAAUUUUAUUUGACGGGAAAGUCUUUCCCAUCGCAGAACCGAUGGAAGCGGAAACGUUUAUGGGCAACGGCCAAGUCUUUCUCAUGCUCAACGGCGCAAACGAUGGUGUGUAUGUGUCUUGGAAUGGAAAAUUUGAGUGCAUUGGGCAGCCAGCCGAACUGGCUGCAGCAUUUCUUGGAGCAGACCGAGAUGUAAUGGCAAAUGGCGUGCGGCUUUACAAUCAGCUGGGAUAUCCUGUUCGCGAUGGGAAUGAAUUGCGCAAAACAAGGAAUAUUGUUCAUGUGUUACUAGACUUUGAAUUGUGGCAGUGGCCAGGUAUUAAAAAAGGCUAUAAGUACUUACUGGAGAACGGUGUCACGCUAACAAUGGUGGGAAUCAGUCCUAAAGUAUUUGACGUCGAGUUUUUUCUUACCCAAGAAGAGGCGGACAAGGUCAUUGAGAUUGGAUUGCCGAAGUUGGAUCGAUCCAAGGUUGACGGGACCAACUCAUCUAAAGUUGUAUCUGAAUCACGCACGAGCCACACAGCAUUUUUGCCUGACAGUUUGUUUGUACGCGAUUUUCAGAAGCGCUCGGCUCAAGUUGCUCGGCUCCCAAGUCCAUCUUACGUAGAACGCAUGCAGCUUGUGCGUUACGGUGCUGGAGAGUUUUAUCGCCAGCACUUUGACACAUUCCACUCACGUAAAUUUUUACCAAAAGGAAGUGAUUCAUAUGCGUUUGAAGAUUAUGUGGAGUGGACUAAAGUAGCUGCGGAAAAGCUUCGCAGUUUGGACCAGAACAAGGUGCCUGAAAAGUUUCGCGAAGGUGGUUUGCUGUUCCCGAAUGCCGAAGAUUCGAAGAGUUUUCCAAAUGCGUUGCUUGAGCUAUUCUAUGACCAUAUGAACAAGACGAACAGAUUCAAGGCGUUGUUUGAUACCGACCAAGCGAAGUGGAUCCGCACAAAUUUAGAUGACGGGGCUGAGAAUGUGAUGAACGACUUGAUGAAUGAGAAGAGGCGCCCUAAAUACCUUCCACACAUCAUCCAGGCAUGGGAAGAGGAACUUGGCCUUGGCGAAUUGUGCUAUACAUUUCCCAAAAAAAAUAUGAAUUCCGUUACACACUUUUUUCGAUGGGUUCGUUGGGCAAAGGAACGCAUCAGUUAUCUUGGCGAUAAGGCGCCAGCUGUGGCCCAACCUGGAGGAGAGCUGUACCCAAAGUUCACAGUACCAUUCCAAGAAAAGCUCACAGGCUUCAUUCUUGAUGACUAUACAAAGGGCUAUAUCGCGAGCAUGACCAAUUUAGAAUGGUACGAUUGGAUGGUGGAAAAUCGCGGCCGUAAUCAUGUUCUUUUUCAAGUCAUGCAGGCUUGGCCAAGUUUUGCAGAGCUGGCGAUUCGCACAUGGGAAGCACGCGUCGGUUACGCACCAGAGCUGCGCUACAAGCUGCCACAUUACGCACCGCAUUUUCACCCACAACGCUUUGUCACCCUUUUCCUAUAUUUGAAUAACCAGACUAAAGUUGGUGGUGAGACCGUUUUUCCUUUCUCAUUAGACCGUUACUCCGAUGAAAGGAUCGAGCGCGAUGGCAUGAAUGAGUGUUCUACAGGUUUGGCGGUGCCUCCGCUUGGUCUACACGCUUCGCUAUUCUACGUCCAGACUCCAAAAGGAGUUCCUGAUGAUAUGAGCCGCCACGGUGGCUGCCCUCCUCAAGAAGGAGUCAAGUGGGGUGCAAACUCGUUCAUGUGGGACUCAGAUUCCGAAGAAGGCGCUAAUUUGUGGACCACGAAGUAG
Molecule: messenger RNA, 1968 nt
Organism: Plasmopara halstedii
Lineage: Eukaryota; Oomycota; Peronosporomycetes; Peronosporales; Peronosporaceae
Exons: 3
Coding region: 1-1968 (655 amino acids)
Biological process (GO): peptidyl-proline hydroxylation to 4-hydroxy-L-proline
Cellular component (GO): endoplasmic reticulum
Molecular function (GO): procollagen-proline 4-dioxygenase activity; iron ion binding; L-ascorbic acid binding
Source: RefSeq, a predicted model, not a curated record